Messenger RNA from Biomphalaria glabrata, 3535 nucleotides. RefSeq names its product structure-specific endonuclease subunit slx1-like. Gene Ontology annotation, cellular component: Slx1-Slx4 complex. Lineage: Eukaryota; Metazoa; Mollusca; Gastropoda; Planorbidae. Gene Ontology annotation, molecular function: 5'-flap endonuclease activity; crossover junction DNA endonuclease activity. Bases 542 to 1408 code for a protein of 288 amino acids. The transcript is spliced from 7 exons. Gene Ontology annotation, biological process: double-strand break repair via homologous recombination. The record is from RefSeq and is a predicted model, not a curated record.
GGGAGGUUUGGACUAGGAAGUAAUUAUCUUCAACUCUGAAGGAACAUCCGAAACAUGUAAAACAUUUUACACAAAACAUUUUACAAAACCAACACAGUAGUUUUGUUUUGCUACCCUUUGGCCUAAUCAUUUCCUCUUAUGAUCGUUUCCACCCAGGCGCCAUUGUGAGGCAGGGUAGCAUUCCAAUGAUAGCCAGUAUCUUCUGUAAAUGAUUAGAUUAAAAGUUAUGGGAGGUUACUUCAUCUAAAAUGUACAGAGCUCAAAAUAAUAAAUUACAAAAUUGUCAAAUAGCAAAUUUACCCUAAGAAAUUAAUUUAUGAAAUUCAAAUAGAUUUUAUGACUUGCUGACGAACCACGACACAGAAAAAGCAGUGACUCACAACUUGUGAUAAGCUGCACUAGAAUACUAGUGCUACUGUUUAAGUCAUUUCUAAAGUCAAAGAAAAGGAAAAUCAAAACUGUUGGAGCCUCAGCUAAAGUUUUCAUUUAAGUUUAUAAUAUUCCAUUGGUUAAAAAGAACAACUGAUCCAUCAAUGACAAUAUGGUACAUGAGAUUGAAGACUUUUAUGGAGUUUAUUUACUAUAUUGCCUAAAUCCAAGAUACAAAGGUAAAACAUAUAUAGGGUAUACAGUAAAUCCUAACAGACGUAUAAAACAACACAAUACUGGAGCUCAUGCUGGUGGGGCAAACAGGACAAGUGGCCGAGGACCUUGGGAUAUGGUUCUAAUCAUACAUGGAUUUCCCAAUGAUGUUAGUGGACUUAGAUUUGAAUGGGCAUGGCAGAAUCCCCAUAAAUCAAGACGUCUGCGUGAUGUUCCCAAAAAAACAUAUAAAGAAACAACCUUUCAAUACAGCUGGCGUGUUGUGUGCAAUAUGUUACAAACACCACCAUGGAGUGGUCUGGCUCUUACAAUACGAUGGCUCAAGCAGGAAUAUCAACUAGAAUUUGCUGUUGGUCUUGAGCCCCCUCUACAUAUGCCAGUAGUUUAUGGUCCUGUGGUCAGCAAAAAAAUUCGAAACCAAAAGAAAUCCAAGAAAGAUGAAAGCUGUCAGCCAUCUCAGGCUUCUAGUUCUGGAAGCAAUAAGUCUGAUCUGCCAGAGAAUAACUUUUGUGCUGUGUGCUGCAUCCGCACAGAGAAGGACGAUAUAACUCUGAGGUGCCUUCAUCCUAGCUGUUCAAUGGUUGCACACAUCAUCUGCUUGGCGAAAAGCUUUCUUGAUGACCAGACCAAACUGCUACCCAUUGAAGGCAAAUGUCCAAAAUGUCGUGCAAACUUGUUAUGGGGUGAAUUGGUACGCCAAAGAAAUGGGUGCUACAAAAAUUUGUCAGAUUCAGCUGUGCAGCAAGAUGAUGAUAAAGCAAAUACAUCAUUGGAAACAGACAAUGCAGACAGUAUGAGUGAAUAAAAGGGACAGAAAUUUGAACGUGUUCUGUAUAGAAUUUUGUGUUGAUAUGACAUGAUUGUUUUUGUAUAUAGAUAAAAAUUCUGAAAAAGAUACUUGCUUAAGUCUAUUCAUCCUGUCCUCUGGAGGUCUUCGAUUUAUCACCUCCCUUUAUUCAGACCUAUCUUCAACCAAAUCAAGACUUAAAUUUGUCCUAGGUCUGUGGUGAGAUUUCUCCAUCUAUACCUGAUUUGACCUUCAUCCUAGAUGACCUAACCAUUACAGUCUUCUGGUUUUAACUUUGUGUUUGUUGAAUUUUAGUAGUUUUUAGUCUAGGUCUUGGUUGAUUCAUGUUCGCCAUAUUUCCUCUAGUACUUUGACUGAUAUUCUGUUUUUUCAGCAUGUUGUGACUAUAAAUUUUUAUUUAUUAAUAUUAGACAUUCAUUAUUUUCUUGUAUCAAGAAUAGCACAUUUCAAAAUUAAAUUAAUUAUUCAUUCAUCAGCUGUUCUAUUGACAUUGCCAUUUCAUUAUUUUCUUGUAUCAAGAAUUGCACAUUUCAAAAUUAAUUUCAAUAUUCUUUCAUCAGCUGUUCUAUUGACAUUAACAUUUAUUUUGUUGGGGUGUAGUCACUUGUAGUCAUGCAUGUUGAUGUGCCUCUUAAAAAUAAAAUUGAGAUGUGUUUAAAAUGCCUUAUCUUUCUAUAUCUUCUGCAUUAGUAAAUUAUUAUAGUGAUUAUUAUUAAUAACUUUAUACCUAGUAGAUGUGACAAAAUAGUAGCUCACAACUGGGUCUUUUAAGCCAAGUGAAAUAUACUGCUCUCUUAAUUGAGACUGACCAACAAUGCUUUACUAUUAUUAGAGCCCAUUGAUUGAGUACACACCCUUCAUAUCAGGCACUAACUAAAUUGUUUUGUUUAAUUGUGUAACUUUCUUGUAAUAAAUGAAGUAAUGAUUCCAUCCUUGGAUGCAUGUUUAGUGCAAAAUAAUUUUCCUUUAGUGUCUAUUUAUGCAUUUUUAUACAACCUUGUAUUGUGGUAAUUUAAAAAAAAUUAACCAGAUUGUGACUGUAGUUAAUAAUUUAUAAUAUUUAUUCUGUCUGUUUAUAAAUUUUUAUAAAACUUUGUAUUUUGCAAAUUUUAAAAGUUUAUCAUUUUGUGACUGCGUGAUCAUUGUAAUUUUACUUGUGUUCAUUCAAACAUACUAUUUUAAUUGUUUUUAGAAGAAGAAAAAAAUGCUUCCAUUUGUUUUGUUUUUAAAUUUUUGUUUUCUGUUGUUUUGUUGUUUACUUCUUAUAUCUGUAAUUAAAAAAAUAAUUUUAAUUUUGACAUUUUAAAAUAUUAGUUAUAUUAUAUAUCAAUUAUGAAAUCAACACUUUUUAACACAAUGACAAUAUUGACAUUACCUUUUAUACAGAUUGUGCAGUUUCAUAUGUUGCAUGGCUGAACCUAUAAUAGAAGUGUACAGUGUACAAAAUUUCACGGAACACUUGAAAAGUUCAUAAUACUUUUAUUCUGAUACAUUUUUCAUCUGAAGUACAAUAAAUGAAAAAAAAAAAGUGACCUUUCAAAAAAUGUUUAAAAGUUCAAAUGAAUAUACAUUGAUGCUAUGAAUUUGUGAUGUGCUCAAAAAAAUGCUAAAAAAAAACUGCUAACUUACAUCACUUCGAAACAUUAGCUGGAUACAAAACAUUGACAGAUAAAAUAUAAUAUACUACAAAAAAAAUGUUACUCUAAUAUUUGGUUAUGUUGACAAGACUGAUACAACUGACUUCUUAUUUUGACGAUCAGCCCAGCAUAAAACAUAAAAAUUGGCAAUACUUUUAAAAGAAAAUUAUAAUGCAUUGAUUAUCUUGGUGUAUGUUGAUUCCUAUGGUACUUAGACGAUAAUUUAGGUUUUCAAAAAAGGAAAAGCCUUUUCUAUUUGACAUGUACAUAUCAGUGAAAUGGGUACAUGGAACAUUUGAAAUGCUGCCAUGACUCAGUAGCUCUAUUUCUUCCCUUUCUAGAUUAAGGGUAAAAUGUAAUGCCUAUUUAGGCUAGUUUCUUGUCACACUAGUAGAGAGGACUUGUACAUUGGACAGAAUUUAUUUAUAUAAACUAUUCAUAUGGGUAAGCAGAAAAUUUUUUAGUAUAAAAAUGUUCAUUAGCAAAA